AUGCCGAAGAUUAAUUUCACGGCGAACGACACUGCAUAUACGAAGAGCUAUUAUCUAACAGAUGGAGUAUAUCCUGAGUGGGCUACUUUUGUUAAGGCUUUUCCUUGCCCGGAGGAUCCCAAGAGGAAGUUGUUUAAGGAAAGACAGGAGUAUGCAAGAAAAGAUGUUGAACGGGCAUUUGGGGUGCUCCAAUCUCGAUGGGCGAUUGUCAGAGGUCCAGCUCGACGCAGGGGCAGUAUCAGAUGCAAGGCGGCCGAGCUCUCCGUCCUCUGCGGCGCCGAGAUCGCCGUCCUCGCCUUCUCCCGCAGCGGCAAGCCCUUCUCCUUCGGCCACCCCUCCGUCGACUCCGUGCUCGCCCGCUUCUCCUCCGCCUGGCCUGUUCACGAUGCGCAGCGAGCUGACGGAUCCGUUUUCCGCGGAGGAGCACGAUAG
Messenger RNA from Zingiber officinale, 432 nucleotides. RefSeq lists its product as uncharacterized. The coding region runs from base 1 to 432 and encodes 143 amino acids. The transcript is spliced from 3 exons. Lineage: Eukaryota; Viridiplantae; Streptophyta; Magnoliopsida; Zingiberales; Zingiberaceae. Gene Ontology annotation, molecular function: DNA binding; protein dimerization activity. The record is from RefSeq and is a predicted model, not a curated record.